This is a messenger RNA of Rubroshorea leprosula, 906 nucleotides long. The record is from the annotation of a GenBank genome assembly. Lineage: Eukaryota; Viridiplantae; Streptophyta; Magnoliopsida; Malvales; Dipterocarpaceae.
GAAACUUGUGGCAAUGAAAGCUUCAUUCUUCUCAACUUCAAAAACCUAAAAUCCGAUCACACUUUGGUCCUUCUCAUGGCGUCCACCGCCGCUCUUCAAGCUUCGUGCUCUUUCUUACUCCGGCCUCAAGACGGCAGCUCCAACACACUAGGAGAGCACAGAGUGAGAAAACUAGGAGCUGGUGGAAGUAGAAGAACAAGCCUCAACACUCUGCGCAUCUUCGCGUCGCAAGGACCGUACAAAGGCGAGAGAGCGCCGCCGGGAGUCGACACGAGGAUUCACUGGGAAAACGAAGAUGAAGGAUGGAUCGGAGGGACGGCGGGCUCGCAGAAAGAAAAACUCGAUGCAGAGGAAGAGCAGAAAAAUCUCUUAGGCGAGAAAUUCGCCGAUCUCCUCAACGAUUCAUCCAAUUCUCACUACCAGUUCUUAGGAGUACCGCCGGAAGCAGAUAUGGAGGAAAUCAAGGCGGCGUACAGGAGGUUAUCAAAAGAGUACCAUCCUGACACGACGUCGCUUCCGCUGAAGGCGGCAUCGGAGAAAUUCAUGAAGUUGAGAGAGAUUUACGAUGUUCUGAGCAAGGAGGAGAGCCGGAGGUUUUACGACUGGACGCUGGCUCAGGAGGCGGCGAGUCGGAAAGCGGAGAAGAUGAGGAUGAGGUUGGAGGAUCCAUACCACCAAGCGAUUAGGAAUUACAAGUCGACUCCAGAUAUGGUGGAUCGUCUGGGCGGAAGGAACAUGAAGCUGAGUGACCAGGCGAUGACGGCACUCACCUUUGACGUCGUUAUCAUUAUCUUCGCAGUUUGUUGUAUUAUUUAUGUUCUCUAUUUUAAGGAACCUUAUUAACUACGUAGUUUUGAAUUUUGAUAAAUUAAUCAGAUAAUUCCACAAAAAAAUUAAAUUGUACAA